GGCCCAGUGUAGACUGUUUUUCCUGAGGUCGUUUGAUAUGGGCAUAGGACAGGCCUAUUUUAAACAUGUGUUACCAUGGGAUUCUGGCAAGUGUUCUUUUUUAUGCUGUUGUAUGUUGGGGACCGGAACAGGUUAAACAAACUGAUAAGGAAAGCAGGUUCCAUCAUUAGUUCAUGCCCAAGUUCUGUGGAGGAAAUCCUAGAACAGAGGGUGAUGGGGAAGAUGAGGAGUGUGCAGUCAAGGGAGGACCAGCCCUUGUACAGCAUGUUCACUACAAGUGGUUGGAGCCAAAGGCUCCUUCUACCUAGAUGCACCACAGAGAGAUUUAGGAGUGCCAAACCACAGGAGUAUAAAGUCAGACUUGAGAAACGGACAGAGAUGAUGAAAGAGCCAUUGGGACACUCAAGACAAGCCGAGUUCAUAAAACUCAUGGAAGAGGAGGCUGAAAAACGGGCCAAACUGCAAGGUACCUCCGGGGGAUUCACCAAGGACAAGACUCUUGGAUCCAUUCUCAACCUUGAAAUGGUAAAAGACAUAUCUGCAGAAGAAAUUGGAAAACUCUGGAUGCAGUAUUAUUCCAACAAGGACACCAUCAGUGCGGUUAUACCGGGAGCAACCUUUGAAUUGAUAUUCAACAGAACCAAAUCAUGCCCAACUUUCCUUUAUGCCCUACCACGGCAAGAAGGGUAUGAGUUCUUUGUGGGUCAGUGGGCUGGCCACGAGCUUCAUUUCACCUCUCUCAUUAAUGUUCAGACUGCAGGCGAGAGUGCUCCAAGUCAGCUGAUCCUCUACCAUUACACAGAGCUGCUCAAGGACAAGGGUGUUGUACUCAUGACCGCAGAGAUGGAUGACAAAUUCAUUAACGUCCACCAAGCCCAGUGCUUGGCCAAUCAAGUACAGGUAUUUUAUGGUUCCGAGCGGCGUUCGACCUUCCAGUUGGUGGAGAACUUCAACCACAAACCAGCUGAUUUCAAGUACAUGUCUAUGAUUGCUGAAUUGGAGCAAAGUGGCAUCGGCCUAACAUCCUAGACUGGAAUGGACAAUAUUUGGACAGUGACCUGAUUAUCACUAAGAGAGAAUGAAGAGUGAAAGUUGGAUGAGUGAGUGUUGGACAAUGUAAUAGCCUACCUUCAGUCUCACUGAAGAAGUUGAUGAUAAAAUAUUGCUGGACUUACUGUAAAACAACAGUUCAAAGACUACAGGGUUGUUCUCAUCACCACUCCUGUAGUCUCUCCUCUAAUUGGUAAUGUACAGAUUGCAAUAUUAAAAUAUAAUACUUUUCUCUGAAA
Alosa alosa (allis shad) is the source of this 1289-nucleotide messenger RNA. RefSeq names its product ATP synthase mitochondrial F1 complex assembly factor 1 (gene atpaf1). The coding region runs from base 76 to 1029 and encodes 317 amino acids. Gene Ontology annotation, biological process: mitochondrial proton-transporting ATP synthase complex assembly. The record is from RefSeq and is a predicted model, not a curated record. Lineage: Eukaryota; Metazoa; Chordata; Actinopteri; Clupeiformes; Clupeidae. Gene Ontology annotation, cellular component: mitochondrion. The transcript is spliced from 9 exons.